Molecule: messenger RNA, 1551 nt
Organism: Exophiala bonariae
Lineage: Eukaryota; Fungi; Ascomycota; Eurotiomycetes; Chaetothyriales; Herpotrichiellaceae
Exons: 2
Coding region: 1-1551 (516 amino acids)
Biological process (GO): Golgi to plasma membrane protein transport
Cellular component (GO): trans-Golgi network
Source: RefSeq, a predicted model, not a curated record
AUGGUCGAUGCACAUUCCCGGCCUGCAAUGCCACUCCAAAUUCAACCAGAGAGGGGACUAGGAUGGAUCAAUUUGGGGUCAUCACUUCAUAGCAUUGUCUCGAGGCUAAAGGCGUCGCCAGAGCAGUUUCCUGGACUUGAUAUAGCAUAUACGCCCUCUGCCCCAAUCACCAAUCCUAUCAUUGUUAGUCUUGCUCACAAUGGCUUGAGAUUGCGAUUCGAUGGGCCAGAUCAGCGGCUUCGGUUGAUCGAGAUACUCGACUUCCCAUUGAUCGGAGUUGCCUACAAAAACAUCGAUCUUAUUCGCCGCAACAAGCCCUCGGAUGAGACUCAACAGAACGAGAUUCCAAUCAGUGGACCAACAUUCAAACACAUCUACAAUCGACUGUUUGGACCCACGUACGCAGGAGAGUAUCUUCCGCCAGUUUCAGGCCAAUCGAACGGCACCUAUGUUCUUUCAUAUCCUGGUAUAGCAUUUACAUUCCCAAUCAAGCAUAAAUCAUGGUCCGACAAAAUCGACUUUGUCUCUAUUCUGUCUUCAACUGCUACUGGUCCUGCUACCUCCAUGGCGAUAUUCUCGGGCAAUUCUUGGACAGAGACACGGUCGAAUCUGUAUACAAAGACUCCAACUCUGCCUCGCUCUCCUGCUCUCUCGGCGAAAUCCAUCGAAACCGUCCCUGAUGAGGUUGAGGAAGUCAGAGUGUUUGGUGCAGGCCGACUAGAAUUUGUACGAAGAAGCACUUCGGCCUUUACAAUGGUACUGAACGAGACCACACCGCAAGAUCUAGUGGCAGAAUUGGGUCCGCCCGAUGCGAUUUAUCGCAAGCAUGACAGACGGAUCUCGAUUCACGCGACUGGCAAUACCACCAACAGGCGGAGGCCGAGUAUUUCUCCAGGUCUCGAUCCGCAGUCCUUGGAUACCGAUCAAUCAUCGAUCCAAAGCUACACCGAGGAUUCCGAUAUGGACACAGAGGCACAAGAAGGUCGAGUGGAGGAUCGAAGCGAUGAAUGUUUCUACAACUAUUUCCACCACGGACUCGACAUAUUAAUAUCUCUACCUCAGACUAAAUCACCACCAUUUCCCGGAUCCGCCAAUGUCGAGUUGCCUAUAUCAUCGAGCUCUCAGCUGGUAGUCAGCAAGGUAUUUCUUCAUGGCAAUAUUCCAGGGUCGUUUUCGUUCAAUCGACAUAGGAGAAGUCGGUGGGUGAUCAAAACAAGUGGUGAAAACCGAGGGGUAAGUUUGACAUCAGAAAUGGGAUUUCCCGAGAUAUCUACUGCCCUUCGUGAAGUUUGGCACGAGACGUACCAGGAUGCGGAGCAGGAGAGACAAAUGCAACGGGGAAUGGUGUUGAACCGAGGGUGGGCAGAGAGUCCAGAGAGUUCGAUCGAGCUUCUAGGGGACUUUGAGGAAGUCAGUGCUCCAGACACGGGUGAUGACAGGGGCAUGUUAGAUGGCGCUGGUGGGUUGAACAACACAGAGCUAUUCGGGUUUCCAGGAUUGCUUUUCGAAGUUCUCAAAAACGACACUAUCAGUUGUUUGACAGUGUUUUGA